GAAAUGGAGGUAAGUCAAGUGCUUCACAUGAAUGGUGGUGUGGGAGAAACAAGCUAUGCAAACAAUUCUUUGCUCCAGCAAAAAGUGCUGACAUUGACAAAGCCAAUUCGAGAGGAGGCCAUAACCAAAAUGUACCACCAAAGCAUGCUCCCAACCACCAGAGGCCUAGGGAUUGCAGACUUGGGUUGCUCUUCUGGUCCAAACACUUUGUCUGUGGUUUCCGAAGUUAUCAAAACAGUGGAGAAGCUUUGCCAAGAACUAAACCAUGAAUCUCCAGAAUACCAAGUCUUCUUGAAUGAUCUUCCAAGGAAUGACUUCAACAGCAUCUUCAGAUCUCUUGACAACUUCAAAGAGAAACUCAAUAAAGAAAUGGCUUCUAGGUUUAAUGGUCCUUGCUUCUUCUUAGCAGGCGUCCCUGGUUCGUUUUAUGGCAGAUUGUUUCCUCCAAAAAGUCUCCAUUUUGUGCAUUCCUCUUACAGCCUUCAAUGGCUUUCUCAGGUUCCGGAGGGAUUGGAGAACAAUAAGGGAAACAUUUAUAUGGCAAGCACAAGCCCCUCAAACGUGUUGAAGGCUUAUUAUAAACAAUUUCAAAGAGAUUUCUCAUUGUUUCUUGAGUGUCGUGCCAGAGAAGUGGUGGAGGGAGGAAGCAUGGUCCUCACAUUUUUGGGAAGAAAAAGUGACAACCCCUCUAGCAAAGAAUGUUGCCUUAUUUGGGAACUCAUGGCCAAAGCCCUCAAUUACCUUGCCUCCAAGGGAAUCAUAAAAGAAGAGGAAGUGGAUUCAUUCAACAUUCCUCAAUACUCACCAUCCCCAUCUGAAGUUGAAGAGGAGGUAUUAAAAGAAGGGUCAUUUGAAAUCAAUCGCAUUGAGGUAUCUCCAGUGAGUUGGGACGCUACUUACCAUAAUGAUUGGAACACAAUGGAAAAUGAUGAAUUUAGUGCAUCUGAAAUAUUGGCAAGUGAUUGUGGACAUAACGUAGCAAAGUGUAUGAGAGCUGUGGCUGAGCCCUUAUUGAUCAACCACUUUGGAUCAGAGGCUAUAAUUGAAGAUGUCUUCAAGGAGUACCAAGAAAUCUUAACUCAUUACAUGUCCAAAGAGAAAACUGAAUUCAUCAAUGUCACCUUGUGGAUGAGUAGAAAAGUAUGA
Messenger RNA from Neltuma alba, 1146 nucleotides. RefSeq names its product salicylate carboxymethyltransferase-like. Gene Ontology annotation, molecular function: methyltransferase activity. The coding region runs from base 4 to 1146 and encodes 380 amino acids. The record is from RefSeq and is a predicted model, not a curated record. NCBI's taxonomy places the organism in Eukaryota, Viridiplantae, Streptophyta, Magnoliopsida, Fabales, Fabaceae. The transcript is spliced from 4 exons.